AUGUCAAAAAAAGUCAAGGAAGAGCUGCUGGGCUCCCUCUACUGCGAGUUCAUCAACCGGGUAAACGAGGUGGGCGUGGACGUCAACCGGGCCAUCGCCCACCCCCACAGCCAGGCCCUCCUGCAGUUCGUCUGCGGCCUGGGACCCCGCAAGGGAGCCCACCUGCUGAAGAUCCUGAAGCAGAACAACACCCGGCUGGAGAACCGGACCCAGCUGGUCACCAUGUGCCACAUGGGGCCCAAAGUCUUCAUCAACUGCGCUGGCUUCAUCAAGAUCGACACGGCCUCCCUGGGAGACAGGAGGACUCCUGUGGUUGGCUCAUGCGACCCCCCCCCCUCCUCCUCUGUCCAGGUCUGGAACCAUUUUGACAGCGGCUCCUGCCCUGGCCAGGCCAUCGGGGUGAAAACCCGCCUGGACAACGGCGUCACCGGUUUUAUCCCCACCAAAUUCCUCAGCGACAAGGUGGUCAAACGGCCGGAAGAAAGAGUCAAGGUGGGGAUGACCGUCCACUGCAGGAUCAUGAAGAUCGACAUUGAGAAGUUCAGUGCCGACCUGACCUGCAGAACCUCCGACCUCAUGGACAGGAGCAACGAGUGGAAGCUGCCCAAGGACGCCCACUACGACUUUGCGGACGAGGCCGCCGACCACAAGCAGGAGGAGGAGCUGAAGAGGAAGCAGCAGCGGACAACGUACAUCAAGCGGGUGAUCGCGCACCCCUCCUUCCACAACAUCAACUUCAAGCAGGCCGAGAAGAUGAUGGAGACCAUGGACCAAGGGGACGUCAUCAUCCGGCCCAGCAGCAAAGGGGAGAAUCACCUGACCGUCACCUGGAAGGUGUGCGACAACAUCUACCAGCAUGUGGACGUGCGAGAGGAGGGCAAGGAGAACGCCUUCAGCCUGGGCUCCACCCUCUGGAUCAACACCGAGGAGUUUGAGGACCUAGAUGAGAUCGUGGCUCGCUACGUCCAGCCCAUGGCCUCCUUCGCCCGCGAUUUGCUGGGCCAUAAAUACUACCAAGAUUGCAACGGAGGAGACCGGAAGAAACUGGAGGAGCUGCUGGUUAAAACCAAGAAGGAGAAGCCCACCUUCAUCCCCUACUUCGUCUGCUCCUGCAAGGACCUUCCGGGCAAGUUCCUGCUGGGCUACCAGCCACGGGGCAAGCCGAGAAUCGAGUAUGUGACGGUGACGCCAGAGGGGUUCCGGUACCGCAACCACAUCUUCCCCACGGUCAACGGCCUUUUCCGGUGGUUCAAGGAUCACUACCAGGACCCUGUGCCAGGUAAGGCCCAGGUGCCCCCUCCCCACAUUCCCCAGGCAUCCUCCCUGCGGGGGCUGUUUCCUCUGUUGAGCAGCUGAAUCUGAGCCCCUUCC
This is a messenger RNA of Thamnophis sirtalis, 1371 nucleotides long. NCBI's taxonomy places the organism in Eukaryota, Metazoa, Chordata, Lepidosauria, Squamata, Natricidae. The record is from RefSeq and is a predicted model, not a curated record.